GAAAGUUUUGGUCCUCUUAGUCUUCCAUUCGAGCCGAGUCGUGAGCAAAUAGCACACUACACAACACAACCGACAUCUGAGCGAGCGAGAAUGAGGGCGAGGUAGCCAAGUGGUGGGCAUGCAGGUCAAGUCACCACUCACCACCCCAGCUCACAUGCAACUUCAAUAUGAAACUCCAUCUUCAUUAAAAUUCCUUCAAUUCCCCUUUCAUUUGCAGACUAACCCGCCAGAAUCCUGAAAUUCCACGCCUAAAGGUACCAUCUUUACGUUCUCUGAAUACUGUUCGAAGAAACAAACCCUAGUCCUUGGCUUCGAACAUCUCCCACUACUGCUCAGCCAGCUCAAGAAAUCCGGUAGAUUUUUAUGUGUUUUUAAUGCUUUUUCUCAACAGUUGUUGAAUACCCAGACGUCAGUUUCGUUUUGGGUCAGGAAAGGCGAGGACUUUACCUCGUUUUUAAUAAAUCUGUGUUGCAGGACAGGUGUUUGUUUGUUUGCCUAGUACAGAUUUGUGUUUUCUUGUGAAACUAGAAUUGGCGCAUCGUUAAAUGAAUCAUAGUGGGUUUUCUUGGCUUGGAUUAAGGUUGAUUGUGCUAUUUUUUGGAUUCGGUUGAUAUGAAAACAUAAAGCCCCCCCUUUUAGCGGGCUUUCUGUCUCUUUCUCUUUCUAUGUCCCUUUCAAAUUCAAUCUGCUUGCCAUUUUCCUGCAUAUAAACCAUCAGCUUCUGCCUUUUGCCUGUUUUGGUAUUCUGUUUUGUGGUUGUAAUUUGUUUAAGCAAACAUGAAGCUUAAAAUUGUCUCACCCUUCUUGCAAUGUCCUUAUGUUGUUACGCCCCAAAUCUCCGGUUCCUUAGUACCCACCUCAUUUUCCUCGAAAAAUCAUAGUGAAAUGGAUUACAAAAUUGUCUGUGGACCUGUGUCUCUCCAUCCUGUUAGAGCAAGAAAUUUCUUGAGGUUACGUUUUCAGAGAGGUGAUGCAAUUAAGAGAAUUUGUUGUGUAAAUGUUAAUGGAGUUUUUGGGGAAGAGGGGUUUGAAUUUAGGGACAGAUUAGCUGAAAAGAUAGAGUUAGCAGAGGAUAAAGGGGAUUACUGUUGUGCAAUAUAUGAGAAGAGUCUAGGUUUAAGUAGUAGAAAAAAAGAUUCAAAAUUUCCUUCUCAUUUUGAUCCCUUGGAGCCUGCCAUGCUUGGAAUAAAUCCAGACCCUCCAAAUUGGCCUGAAAGGCAGUUGAUUAUGUGGGAGAAUGUUGAACAGAAAGCCAAGAGUUUUGGGCUUCCAUUGUCUUUGAGAAUGAUAAAGAAGAAGUUGCAAUGGGAGGUGGGCGUGAGGGAUUUGGGGGAGUCGGCUUGUUGUUCGGUGAAAAGGGCCUUCUCUUCGAUGGUGUCCAUCAUUGUGCAGCUGCAAACCUACGUGUUGCAGAUGAGGGAGGUGUUGUGUGAUGAGGAUUUGGAGGUGAUUGUUGCCAAAGUUCAACGAGAAAUGUGUGCGUCGUAUGUUUGGCUCUUUCAGAAAGUGUUCUCACGAACACCGGCAUUAAUGAUUUACCUUAUGAUCCUUUUAGCAAAUUUCAGUGUACAUUCUGCAUCCCUUAACAUUCCCGUAGCUGAUGCUACAUUACUGGGAUCAGUGCGUGCUUGUGAAAUUGCAGAGGCCGAGGCUGUUUCCAGAUUGAAUAAGAAUCUCGAUGUGGUCCCCGAGGAGUCAUCAGCUUUUGCUGAUCAAGAACUUAGGAAUGAAACCGACAUACAAUUAUGGAACUCCAUUGUCGACGAAGUGACAAAGAUGCGAGGUCUUGAGGAGGCGGGACUUGAUCGUGAAGUAAUGCAGAGCUUUGUUUCACCAUUGUCAGUCCACGUCGAACCGGAUUUCUUGGUGGACUACUUCAAAAUGGAUUUUCUCUACCAAAUGAUGCUGUCUCAGGAUCCUUAUAACACGCUUCUACUAUGCAAUUACGCGCAGUUUCUGCAUCUUGUUGCACAGGAUUACGAUAGGGCAGAGGAGUGCUUCAAACGGGGCAUGGAAGUGGAACCUCCCGACGGGGAAGUCCUCAGCCAGUAUGCGACCUUUUUGUGGACAGUAAGGAAGGAUUUGAGUGAGGCGGAAGAAAUGUACCGACAGGCGACAGAUGUUGAGCCUGGGAAUCCAUAUUAUGCAGCCCAGUACUCCAAUUUCCUAUGGAGCAAUGGCGGUGGCGAGGAGAGCUGCUCUCGGACGAAUUCGUCUUAUGAUAAUAUCAAGACUUUAAAUUCUUGACACAACAACAGAGCACUGAAGAUCACACUAGCAACCUCAGCUCAUAGUGCACUUUGUCAAGAAUUCAUGCUGGGGGGCUCUGAGCAGUGAGCAUGGUGCAACUAGCACAAAGUAAAAAGGUGAGACUAUAGUUGUGAUUAGAUUGAAGUAGAAAAACUAUCUAAAAAAUGAUAAAUUUUUUAGCAUUAUCAUUCUAUACUUGAAGUAUGUGUUGAAUAAUCUGCAGAACAAUUGGCUUGGUAAUUACACAGAUUUAAGUUUGAGUCUCUGUGGGAUUGGUUAUUAGUUUUCUUGGUUUAAGCAAGUAAGUUGUGGGUAAUCUUAGGUUAUUUUACUUUUAGAUAGUGGUUGUGCGGGAUUUUCUGUAAAUCAAAAGUGUGUUGAACAAGCUGCUGUAUAUUACCAUCAAUGGAUAUAAGUGCUUUUGUAAACAA
This is a messenger RNA of Ipomoea triloba (trilobed morning glory), 2681 nucleotides long. RefSeq lists its product as uncharacterized. Lineage: Eukaryota; Viridiplantae; Streptophyta; Magnoliopsida; Solanales; Convolvulaceae. The record is from RefSeq and is a predicted model, not a curated record. Bases 778 to 2247 code for a protein of 489 amino acids. The transcript has 2 exons. Gene Ontology annotation, molecular function: protein binding.